Molecule: messenger RNA, 897 nt
Organism: Fusarium vanettenii 77-13-4
Lineage: Eukaryota; Fungi; Ascomycota; Sordariomycetes; Hypocreales; Nectriaceae
Exons: 1
Cellular component (GO): mitochondrial inner membrane
Molecular function (GO): S-adenosyl-L-methionine transmembrane transporter activity
Source: RefSeq, a predicted model, not a curated record
CUUCAGGCUGCCGUCGUCGCCGGAUUGAGCGCGGACUUGUUUGUCCACCCCAUGGAAACAAUCAUUACGCGCGUUCAAUCCCCACUAUACGCCAUCCGAUACAAGUCCAAUGGCCGAAUCAAACAGAAUUUAUUUAGAGGCCUUUAUCAAGGCUUUGGGCCCACUCUACUCACUGGCAUACCCUCGUCUGCCGCUUUCUUCAUCAUAUACGAAGGCAUGAAAAGUGCCUUUCAAGAGUCAAAAUACCUUCAUGUUCCCCCUUGGGCAGCUCAUGUGGCCAGCAGUGGUGUGGCUGAGCUUGUAAACUGUGCAAUCUCAAAUCCUGCGGAAGUACUGAAGCAGAACGCUCAGAUCCAACUAGGAGGACCAAGGAAACCAUGGGGCUGGUACACGAUUCAGGCCUUCCGGCAAUUCUCAGCUCACCCUGCAAGAUUGUGGACAGGAUACUCUGCGUUACUGGCUAGUCAUCUUCCAGGAACUUGCUUGACCUUUGGCAUUUACGAGCACAUCAAAGCACAGAUACUGGAUAAAAUGAGCGAAACAGACCCUCAAUUGGCAGCCAGCACGUCCAUGCAGGUUCAAGUGAGCACACUCAGCGCAGGACUGGCUGGUGGCUUUACUUCGUGUUUCCUAGUCCCUAUUGAUGUCAUCAAGACAAGGAUGAGACUUACUGCCGGAGGUCAUGGCAUUGAGACGCUUGAAAGAUCUAGACGGCCCUCUGUCAGUUUCCUCAACAUCGCAAAAGAGACCCUACAUACAGAGGGUAUGCCCGGUUUGUUUCGAGGAUUUACUCUUACAUGCGUGGCGGCUACAAUUGGAAGUGGAUUGUAUCUCGGCUGCUAUGAGGGUGUAAAGUUGUACAUCAAGGAUACCCAUGAGAGGCUAGACCUUUCAUGA